Linum trigynum is the source of this 5611-nucleotide messenger RNA. NCBI's taxonomy places the organism in Eukaryota, Viridiplantae, Streptophyta, Magnoliopsida, Malpighiales, Linaceae. The record is from the annotation of a GenBank genome assembly.
CAAUCGAAUAUAAUCAACUCAUGAAAUCUGUACUUGGGUUCAUACAAUCAGACCUAACAUACAAAUCUAGGGUUCUCCAUACCCAGAUGAAUGGGAGAACUACUCCAUGGAGAAAGAAGCAAAAACAGAUUCAGACGCGGAAAUCAUACUGUGAAGGAUGAGUUUCAGCUCCUGGUUGUCAAUCGGCACUUCUCCAAGCUCAAGCAGGGCUCCAAUGGUGAUGAAGAUCAAGCUAUGGCACUUGGGAACUUUUGUUCGUCGCUUUCUCUCUCUAGGAAUCGCUCUAUCUCUCUAAAACUCGAAUCCCCUUGAUCUUUGGCCUUCUUUUCCUUUAAAACCGCUGCCUGUCGCGAUACCCGGUGGAAAUACCCGGUCGGGUAUUUUCGGUCUCGACCGGGUAUAGUUGAAACGUGCGUUUUGAUGCAGGGAAAAAUACCCGGUCUCGGCCAAUAAUCCCCGGUCGGGGAUUUUUGCCUCCAGCCCGGGACCCCUUCUGUUUCUCACGACGCCCAAGCCGAAAAUCCCCGGUCAUGGCCAGAUAAUACCCGGUCGGGUAUUUCUGCUCAUGGCCGGGUAUUUUUGCUCUCCAGCACACUUCAACCCAACUUCGCUCCUUUUCGACCCAAAACUCGUUUCCUCGCCUCGAUUCCAACGCCGAGUCCUGAAAUACGACAUAAACACACAACCUCACGUGAAAUCGGCUUAAAACACGAGAGUCAACCUCUCAAACGGCUCAAGAAUAGGGGUAAAAACAUGUGUAAAUAUUGGUCUAUCAACAAGCCACCGAGUCGAGCUAGCUCGCGAGCUUCACGAGCUGAACAAAGCUUAGCUCAUGUUCGCCUCGUUUAUUAACGAGCCGAGUUUCAAACGAGUUUUUCUCGAAUCGAACGCCGAGCCGCUCGUGAGCAGCUCGGCUCAUUUGCAGCCCUAAGUAGACCUAGAGGCGCUCCUUGGAAUACGAGCGACUUCGCAAAUUCGUUUUAUACAUGGCUCGAGUCUGGAGUUGUUAGUGUUGUAGACGAACCGAGCUAUAAGUAGUACAAAGCUCGCCCCGAGGCAUCAGUGGUACGAAAAAUUUAUAUCUCAAAAUUUAUUGAAAUUUGAUAUAGUUUUAUAGAUCACUACAAAUUUGUUCCAUUUAUGAAAAAAAAAGUUAAAAAAUAGAAAAAAAUAUAAAUCUGUUAAGAAAAAAAGAGGAAAUUCUUUUAAUCUCAUCUCCUAGAUCAAACUUCAACCGAAAUUUUAAAAAACAAAUCUAAUUAUACGUAAACCAAAGUUAUGCGCCCUACCUAUAACCCGGGAGCAUUUCACUUCCAACAGACACUGUCUCUUGAUAAUCUUGUCAUCUCAGUUGCCCACCGAAUUAAACCACCUACAGCACAGUUUGUUCUUCAAUGCCGAAUCAAACCUCGUCACCUUCUGAAUCCCCGCUUCCACAAUUGCCGGCCAACAAGUACACUCUGACGAGACGACAUGCGAUCGACCGCCCACCGAAAUCUUCUCAACUCCACCUCCCACAAUUACCGGCCAGCAGCACCCACUGAUAUAUUCUAUCGGCCGACCAUGUCGAUCCAAUUUCACGUCUCCCUGAGAACUCGAUCACAAAGCCGGCCACUAUAUAUAAAAGGAAGCCCAUGCAUUGCAACACCUAAAAAACACCGGCCCAAACAGAGCAACAACGAUCACUAAUUACAUUUCAACGGCCUACACUACAGAGAGAUAUGGGUUGCUCUCAUCUCAGACAGUUAUUUCUUGCAUCAACAAUGGCCGCAGUGAUGAUGAUCUUCGUUGGAACGGCGGCCGCGGCUGUGGGCUACACGAUCUGCGGCGGCGUGGACCCGAGAUCCGACAAGUACACGUACAAUGUGGAGAUGUUACUGUCGAGGUUGUCGGCCGCCACGCCGACCAGCCAGGGGAUGCUUUACAGGGCGUGGUAUCCACAAUACAAGCAUGGUUAUCCCACCGGCACGGCGUCGUGUUACAAGUACAACGCGGAAGCCUGCGCCACGUGUCUCGAGGAUGCUCAGUCGAAGCUGGAACAAUAUUGCACGUCGACGAAUACGACUGGUGCAUACUACGGAACCAAUUGUAACAUGGAGUACUGGCCAAUUCACGAUAGUAUAUAAUUGAUUUGUUUUCAAUAUGUCCCCACCUUCCUUCAUGUUCGCUUUUGUAGUGUAUUAAGUGGUUCCGCGCUUCUGGGUUCUUUUAAUAAAACUUCUGGUCGGAGACGAGAUAAUUGUUUGUGCCUUAACUUGUGAUUGUCUCCUCUCGUCUCUGACUGACUUUGUGCUAUUUUGGGGAAGCCGUAAAUGUUCUUCAGAUGAUUUGGAAAAAUAUCCGUGUCUUUUUUUUUUUCAUAAUAUCUAAUAUAGAAAUAAAUAUAGUUAAAAUCAAUUAUAUCUGAAUAAUUAAUUCAUAAAAGAAAUAUCCGGCCAAUAUAAUCAUCAUUUUCACAAAUAACCACGACGUGUUUUUCCUAUUAUGAAGGAAACGCACAAUAUAUACUUUCGUUCUCUACAAUACUUUUGUUGUCUACAAUCUCAUAUAAGUCUUUUUCAAUGUAUCCAACUAUAUAAGCAAUCAUUAGCAAAAACGGUAGCAAUUUGAUUUUGAAACUUAUUCUUAAUGUAGCUCAAAACUAACUUUAGAAGACAGAGAGAUCAAUUUUUUUUGUUGUAUAUUUCAAUUGAGAAUUUUGUUUAGUGUGAUAAAUCUAUUCAUGUUAGCUUUUUAACUUGAAAUAACUUGUAGUGUAUUUGUAAAACACUCUUAUUUCACCUACAUGUAAGAGUUGGAUCCUUGGUUGAUAUAUAUAUAUAUAUGGUAAUGACUGGUGUACGUCAAACGUAUAGUAUACAAUAGGUGAUCUAAUCGUUAGAUGUACUUAGAUGAGCUCCGACCAAUCUCAACGGUCAAUUUUUGUUUUUCAUUAAAUCAAACUUCGGCUUGGGAUUUAGAAAACCGGUGCCUGAAUAUAUAUAUAUGGUGCCGUAUUCGGUGCACCCACUUUUUCGGGUGCACUCAGUGCACCCGCCUCAUAAUUGUCAUUCUGACCAUGCGAUUCAUGUCAAAACGGUAUCAAUUGUUGCUUAUGAUAUUAUGAACAAGCAACACAUGAAUUUGAAAAAAAUUCAUUCAAAGUUUACUUUAAUUCGAAGGAUUUAGGAUUUAGGGUUAGGGUUUAGGUUUACAAUUUGGGAUUUUGGGUUGGGAUUGAAAAUUGAAUGUUAAGGUGUUAGGGUAAUGAAUUUAUUUGUUAUGAUUCUAUGUCAUAUCAUCAUAUUAUAUUGAGAGUACUAAUUAAAGUUCAAAAUUUGAUGUAUUAUGGACGCUUUUAGAGUUGGGUGCACUGAGUGCACCCAAAAAAGUGAGUGCACCGAAGUAGCCACCAUAUAUAUAUAUAUGGGGAGUUCUACGGUACCCAGGGUGAAAUCCGGGGUACCGCAUACCUUGAGUACGAAACGUUAUCAAGAACUUGAAUUGACUGAUCUUUCGGACAUGAUACUAUACUUUAACCCUUAAAGAUCAAAAUCUAGGUCUUAAUUUUUUAAAUCUUAUACCCCAAGAUCAAUUUAAUUAGAAACAAUAAUCGACGGUUAUGAUUCGUCCAAAUAUAGGCAAAAAAAUCAAUACACCAUCUUAGAGUUUAUAGUUUAUGACUUAGAUAAUUAGGACGUAGGGUUCACUCAUUAAGGGUUAGGGUAUAGUAUCAUGCCCAAAAAAUCCUGCUAAUUCGAGGUCUAGAUGGCGUUUUAUUACUCAAGGUAUGUGAUACCUCAGAUUUCACCUGGGGUAUCGUAGAAAGCACCAUAUAUAUAUAUAUAUCCCAAAAAAUACCGGUGUCACAGGACACUCCUGAACUCCUUGGCUUUGCCUAUGGGCCCGUAUGGUACAAAACCCACGACUACAAUCAAUACAAAACCGUCCACCCUUCAUGGCUUCCCACAUCGAAUGGCUUAGAUUAUUACGAGAGAGAGAGAGAGAGGAGAAGACUAGUAAUUCAGUCACCCCCGAUCACAUUAAUUUGUAUGUCUUCUGCCGGUGAUGAGCUUCCUUCCUCACUAAUGGCGUUUUCAAUCUGGUCUAGUUUUCCUAAUCCCAUAUUUCUCUGAAUAGGAUCCUACAAUAUUCUUUUUAAAUCGAAUAUCUAUAAUUUUUGCAUACAAAGAACGCAUUAAUUGUAACCCUACAUGCACAAUGAUAUUAAUUUUGUUAUAUUUUGAGCAAAGAAAAAUUCCAAAACAUGUGUUGUUUGUAGUAUUAUCAUUGUCAUAUUUAUUAUAUUAUCAUGAUAUCGCAGUGACAUGAUGACCCAUUUCCGGAAUUUAAACUCAAUUUAAAAAAUUGUAAGAAAUAACUCAUUAAUUAAUAUCCCGACAGUGAUAUCCAUUUUGUUAUGAUUUGUCAAGCAUAUGACCUCAUACCAACAUCAUAUAAGUGUCAUAACAAUAUCAUAUAUAUGUCAUAACAUGUUACCAUAGUAUGACAAUGAUAUGAUAUCAUCAAAUUAUUUUGUCGAACAUAAGACCUCAUGCCAACACCAUAUCACUAUUAUACUACCAUUAUUAAUUAAGAUCUACACAAUGAAAUUUAUUUUGUUAUGUUUUAGCAAAUAGAAGACCUCAUGCCAACAUCAUAUCAGUCUCAUGACUCAUAUCAUGAUAUUACCACAAUGAUAUACAUAUAUAGUGAAAAUAUCAUAUGACACUAAUAUGAUGUCAUCAAAUUUUUUAUUAAAUAUAAGAACUCAUAUACCAAUAUCAUAUCACUAUCAUCUAAUGACACACAUCUAUUCCCUUAUUUCUAGAGCGUUUAGGAUAAUUUUCUUGCGUAUUAAGCCAACGUUAUUCAUGGUUGUGCCUAUAUGUGAUGUUUCAGAUCCUAGAAAGUAAAUGAGAGCCUAGGAGUGGGUUUUGUGAUGAUUGGAUGAAGUUCAGGACUUAUGACCAAGGCAGGAUAAUUUUACGUGUGAAUAACAUCAGGUGACUGUGCAAACUCUCUCGACGAACCAAUUCUUUUGACCUAAAAUCAAACUGAAAGCUUUGUGGAGAGAAAACGUGACAAAAGACCGUCCCUGGAGUGAUUUGGAGCAUCUCUAGUGACAUUGGAGCUCGAUUUCAUCUCUUAGGAGUGGCGGAUUACUACCUGGAGCAUAUUUUCAUCGGAGCACGAUGAUUUCUACUUCAUCCAUCAUGUCUUCUUCUUUCUCCAUAAAGUAAACCUCCUCUCCACUUUAGUAUGAAGAACCCUACCUUUGUAUGUUAGGAUAAUUGUUGUAUGAACCCUUGAUUGAGUAGUCAUUUCCAGAAUUGAUUGAGUCCUUAUCACAUUCCUUCUAUAUCUGCUUAAACCUAAGAGAGAUAAAAUCUUAUUAGGUUGAUUGAGCACCCUAAAUUGCAAGUAUUGAAUUGAUUGCACGAAGGUGAAUCAAUUCAUUUCUCUGUAAUGGGUUGAAAAUCUAUUAGUGGAAGUUAAUUAAUUGAAUUGCCUUGGUAGACUGCUUUGCCCUAUGCACAAAAUGCUACCAAAAGUGUAUCAAUCGUAUAAAAUCAAUCCUAGUGCGGCUAGAACACACUUCAAGCAAUUAAAAUAAUAUGACACUAUAAAU